Molecule: messenger RNA, 564 nt
Organism: Lipotes vexillifer (Yangtze River dolphin)
Lineage: Eukaryota; Metazoa; Chordata; Mammalia; Artiodactyla; Lipotidae
Product: putative small intestine sodium-dependent phosphate transport protein
Biological process (GO): sodium-dependent phosphate transport; monoatomic anion transport; transmembrane transport
Cellular component (GO): apical plasma membrane
Molecular function (GO): transmembrane transporter activity
Source: RefSeq, a predicted model, not a curated record
AUGGUGGGUGUAGCGAGGCAUGCACCUCACCUCAGCUCUGGUUCUCAGAGUGGGAUGCUGUCAGCCCUGCCAUUUGUUUCUGCCUGUAUCUGCAUUGUCCCUGGAGGUCUACUGGCAGAUUUUCUCCUCUCCAGAAAAAUCCUCAGACUCAAUACCAUCAGGAAACUCUUCACUGCCACAGGGGCUCUCCUCCCAUCUGCGUUCUUCGUGUCCCUUUUCUGGGUCAGAUCCAGCUUCAGCGCCACGAUAGCCUUCUUGAUACUGUCUUCUGCCACCAAAAGCUUCAGCCAAUCAGGAGCCCUUGUCAACUUCAUGGAUAUUGCUCCUCAGUACAGUGCCUUACUCAGGGGACUAUCACAGAUCUUUUCUUACAUAGCGGAAGCCAUCUCUCCCACAGUUGCCGGACUUUUCAUCAGUCAGGACUCAAAGUUCGUGAGGAAUGUCUUCUUGCUUUCAGCUGCUGUGAACAUAGCAGGCCUGUUUUUCUACCUCAUCUUUGGCCAAGCAGAGGUGCAGGACUGGGCUAAAGGUAGAUGUGCACCCGCUUCUGAGCAAACCGAGUGA